This is a messenger RNA of Centropristis striata (black sea bass), 968 nucleotides long. It is a transcript of the gene ndufs4, whose product is annotated as NADH:ubiquinone oxidoreductase subunit S4. The record is from RefSeq and is a predicted model, not a curated record. Bases 66 to 578 code for a protein of 170 amino acids. Gene Ontology annotation, biological process: electron transport chain. The transcript is spliced from 5 exons. NCBI's taxonomy places the organism in Eukaryota, Metazoa, Chordata, Actinopteri, Perciformes, Serranidae.
UCUCCGCUCCCCGCUCGCACUGUUUGUUCCUUCGCGGUCUCCGUACGUCAUUGUUGACAACAAUCAUGGCGUCUUCAAUGUCACUUCUCGGCUUGGGACGUUUAUCUGUGGUCAAUGCAGCCUAUAAAUUGGCCCUGAAUCCUAUCAGGUCUAUAAGCACAUCAACAUCGAGGCUGGCAGAGAAACCAGGACAAGACACGCAACUUAUUACUGUUGAUGAGAAAUUGGACAUCACCUCUUUGACAGGAGUCCCAGAGGAGCACAUCAAAACACGGAAGGUCCACAUCUUUGUUCCCGCCAAGACGGCCAUGCAGUCGGGAAUCAACAGCACCAAGAAGUGGAAGAUGGACUUUGAUACCAGAGAGCGGUGGGAGAACCCGCUGAUGGGCUGGGCCUCAACAGGUGAUCCCUUAUCCAACAUGGUGCUAAGCUUCUCCUCCAAGGAAGAUGCUGUUGCCUUCGCUGAGAAAAAUGGUUGGAGCUACGAUAUAUCAGAGAAGAGGAGCGCAAAGCCCCGCGUGAAGUCCUACGGAGCAAACUUCUCCUGGGACAAGAGGACCAGGAGGUCUGCUAAGUAAACUGAAGACCCCCAUCUGUUAGUUGGCUUGACCUCAGGCAGACCUGUAUCAUUCUUGUCAAUAAAUUCAUAAUUAUAUAUGUGUAAACCAAACAUUUUGGUCAUUAUCGCUUUAUUCUUCAAACAUUCACCUCAUUACUGACUACCUAACACAGUCUCCCCGAUUAAUGAAGUGUUUGUUCUCUGAGUCGAGUUGUGCAACAGCAAAACAAAGGGGAACAUAUUAUUACAAUUAGAAGCUGUUUAAACACACGGAUAAAUAUAUCUGGAGGCCAAAACCAGUGACAUUUUUCCUGCGUGAGUGUUUCUUUCCAUCCUGUUACCUGAAUUGUUUCAGUGUUUUGGGAGAUGCAUAAAUGGAAUUUAAAUAGGAACUUAAAUAGUUUUUUUU